AUGUCAACUCCAUAUUUGUCAAGGCGUCGUCGUUUAUCUUCGCCAGUCCGAGAACCGUUAGGCAAUCAAGCUGCUGUUUGCAGAAAGAAGCUAGAGUUGUCAAAUGAAUGUUCUUCAUCCAAAUAUCUACACUUACAACUUUCUGAUGCUCCCAGUUCAUCAAAUAAAAUAGCCUCAUCUAUGCAUCAGCCUUGUCCAGAACUGAGCUCAACUUUGUCUGAUAGUAUCCAUGGAGAAUACCAGUCUGCAGAUGAGGAAUGCUCCUGGAGCAAUACAAGUCUUGCAGACUUGUAUCCAGGAAUGUUAGAGAUAUUUACAGAGCUCAUGACAAAGCAUUCUCAGAGGAAAGUGUUAAAGUACAUGUUUGGACAGUUAAGGUCCAAGAGAUGUCAUUCUAGAAGACCAAAGCUCAAUGUCACCCUAGACAAAAUGAGAGGGUUCGGACCCUCUGAACUAAAGAAAGGAUUUCACAGCACAUGUAGCUGUAGAAGUGAAGACAACCAGAGUACAACUUUCGGAAAUGAGGGCAGAGAGUUCUCUUGUGAUAGCUGCCUCAUUAGUAGUUCAUCUGGUCUGCUGCCCUAUGCUUCUACUGAUACAAAUGAAAUCACAAUGGGCUACUCUAACGCAAGUUUACAACAUUUGACAUCUGGAAAGGGCCAAGAAGUCUACAAGCACACUGCUUUUCCUGAUGUUACGGUUAGAAUGGGAGAGACAUCUUUAGUUCAAGAUGAUUUACAGACUCCUGCCUCACCAAAGAAUUCAGAAUACGUAGAAAGUGAAAAAUUGGCUUACAGACGUUUCUCAGAACCCAGUUUUAUAACAUCUACUGCCAGUUCAGAUUCAAGAGUGCUUCAUCUUGUAAAAGAGAGUGAAACUCAGAAAACUGACUUUUGUGUUGGUACCUUAGAGUCACUUUCAUCUGCUUGUAGUUCCUCUGGCAAUAGGAACAAUUCAAUCCCUAUCCUAAGUUGUUCUCCUGCAAGAUCAUCAAAUACUGCAUUCAUAUAUCCUGAAAAAAUAAUUUCUAAAAGACAAACUUCUUUCCAGCACAAAGGCUUAGUUUCUUCCUCGUUUAUGAAGCAGAAUCCUUCAAAGAUGCCCAAUAAAUAUGAAGAUGCGUUUGAGGAACUCUACUACAAAGUGUGUUCUGAAGAAUUCCAAAAGUCUUUGACAUUGACAAGACCUCUUAUAAACUCACAGAACCUUGAAGAAAAAGGAAGAUUAGUGAAGAGCGAUUUAAGUCGUUUUAGGCAGUCCAUGAAACAGAUUGUUACAGAAUUUGACAAGAUCUAUGGGGAACUGUGUAGGAAUUCUGUUCCAAAAUUUCCUGGGUUUCAGACAGCUUCAAAUUUCAGAAAAUAUGAAGAAAUACAGAUGCCUGAAACUGUAAAUGCUCUUGUUAAUUCUCCUGUCCAAACUUAUUCUGCAAUUUCCAAAGUUAAAAGAACAAAAAAUUUUCAAAACUAUCUUCUUUGUUCACCAGUAAAGCGACUGAAACUUACACCGGAACAUAGUUCUUCUUCAAAGAAGUGUCAGGAGGUUUCCCCCAGUGAAAAGGGUCAUCUUCAGAGAACUGAUACGGAUUUUUUGAGCACAUACAACUGCAGCAACCCCCACUUUUUUGGACAUCACAGCUGUCAUUGUCAGGGCUCUGGAUAUCAUGAUUCUUCAGAUAAAAGUUUUCUUGGUGAUCCUGGCACUUCCCUGCAAGAAUCUGGAACUGCAGGUGUGCACCCUGGUUGGCCUGGGGCAAUGGAGAAUUGCCGCUCUCUCAGAAAUGUGAGGAAGCGUCACCGAAGGGUGUACAGAAAAUUAAGCUACACUGAUGGGAAAGACCAAUCGUAG
Messenger RNA from Sturnus vulgaris (Common starling), 1848 nucleotides. The record is from RefSeq and is a predicted model, not a curated record. NCBI's taxonomy places the organism in Eukaryota, Metazoa, Chordata, Aves, Passeriformes, Sturnidae.